Molecule: messenger RNA, 5640 nt
Organism: Xenopus laevis (African clawed frog)
Lineage: Eukaryota; Metazoa; Chordata; Amphibia; Anura; Pipidae
Gene: bnip2.L
Product: BCL2/adenovirus E1B 19 kDa protein-interacting protein 2
Exons: 12
Coding region: 163-1350 (395 amino acids)
Source: RefSeq, a predicted model, not a curated record
CACUCCAUUGUGCUGUCUCAGCCACCUUCAGCAAAAGGCAGGAGUUUUUGGGAAGCUGUGAGAGGCCGUUCGAAGACAGAGAUCCCUUAGUGGGGGGGAUCUGUCGGUGCCACUCCUUGUGCAGUGUCUGCGUGUUUAUCACAGGAUCACUUACCUGAUGACAUGAUUCAUGGGGAUGGGCCAGCAGCAGACAUGACCACCGAAGACCCACAGAUGAAGAAUGCGGACCAAGAUAAGUUUGCAGAAUCCUAUGAGCGACACGAAUCUGUCGCCACAACGGAGGCCAGGCUGAGGAUGGAAGGCGUGGAGCUUAAAGAGGAAUGGCAAGAUGAAGACUUUCCAAGGCCUCUCCCAGAAGAUGACCAAAUCGAGGGGGAUUUCUUAUGCGGCUGUGAUGAAGAUGGUAGACCAGCUUGGGCUUUCCCAGUACUGGAUCAGUCAAUUUACUGUAUGCCUUACUCAGCAUUUCAUAAUUCACUUCCAAGUCCAGUGGAAAUGAACAGCAAUAAAAAAUCAAAGAAGAAACUGACUGCUCCCAACCUUAGCUUGAACCUGGAUCACAGCGAGGGCUCCAUUUUGUCUGAUGACUUGGAUGAAAGUGGAGAGUUGGAUUUGGAUGAUUUGGAUACGACAUCUGAAAACAGCAAUGAAUUUGAAUGGGAAGAUGAUCUUCCAAAACCAAAGACUACUGAGGUGCUACCAAAAGGUUCUAUUCCUGAAUACACUGCGGCAGAGGAGAAGGAGGAAAGCAGGCGCUGGCGCAUGUUCAGAAUUGGCGAGCAAGAUCACAGGGUUGAUAUGACUGCCAUAGAACCAUAUAAAAAAGUUAUUAGCCAUGGAGGUUAUUAUGGAGAUGGAUUAAAUGCAAUUAUAGUGUUUGCUGUGUGCUUUAUGCCUGACAGCAGCCAACCUAAUUAUCGCUACCUAAUGGACAAUCUAUUUAAGUAUGUUAUUGGCACUUUGGAAAUGUUAGUUGCAGAAAACUACAUGAUAGUUUAUUUAAAUGGAGCCACAACACGGAGGAAAAUGCCUAGCCUAGGAUGGCUUAGAAAAUGCUAUCAGCAAAUUGAUAGAAGGUUACGGAAGAAUCUCAAAUCUUUGAUCAUAGUGCACCCUUCCUGGUUUAUCAGAACACUUAUAGCUAUCACAAAGCCCUUCAUUAGCACAAAAUUCAGCCAGAAAAUUAAAUAUGUCUUUAGCUUGGUUGAAUUAGCAGAACUUAUUCCUAUGGAGUACGUCAGCAUACCGGAAUGCAUAAAAGAGUAUGACGAAGGAAAAUGUAAAAAGAAAAACAAAAGAGUUGAUAAAGAACUGAACAAGAAAACAGAAGACCAAGCCAGCGGGCAGUAAGUGGAGAGGGAGCUGAAGGCACCUGAAAAAUAUACUGCACGAAACGGGAGUGUAUUUCUUCUUUUGUGGCAUAUCAUUAUGGUUUUUUUUCUACCUGUCCUGAACAGUUAAUCUACAGAUGUCACUCAAUUAGAGAUAAGGAGCUGUACUGAGGCCAAAACUAUUGAAAAAAAAAAAGUAUUUUUAUUUGUAUUAGAAUAUAGAACAUUUUGGGCUCGGACUGGAUCUCAGAACUAUGGAGACCGUACAGAUUGUAAGGGGUUGGUUGCUUUUGCAUAGUUGCUGCAUAAAGUGUCUCUGCCUACCUUAUCUGAGCCAUAUUGAGAUUCAGCUGGUCCUUUUCAUGUGAUUCAUUCACGACUGACCUGGUGCCAAAAAACUAUUUAACAGUCGCUGCGAAAGUACCCAGAAAAGAGAUUCACGGACUUCAGCAAUUGCGGUUAAUGCAUUCUAGACACCUGACAGAAAACGUCAGGACAUCUCAAAUUCUGGGAACAUAAGAGAAUCCUUUAUAUUAGGGGCACUCAAUGGCAAGUGACAUUAAAUAACCACAGUAGUAAAUUAUCAUUAAUCACCUACCAGUAAAAUAGUUGUUUCUUCUGAACAGUUGCAUACAUCCAUAUAGGCCUUUCACAAUUAAAUUCUGGAAAGAGAGAGGCAGGCCACUCUGUCUUAUAUUAAAAUGGAUGUUGGGUGUAUAUUUUUCCUUAGCAAAUAAAAAUAAAAUCUUAGUUAACAUGCCCUAGUAAUAUAUAAGAUGUAUUAGCAUUCAGCAGAUACCAAAUUAAUGGUAUCCUUACAAGAGGACUUGUAGCUCUGUUAGUCUACAACAAUGUACCCCAUGUUGAUGACUUCAAACUGAAGCCUCAUAUGAAUAUCCUGUAGACAUGCAUUGCAGUGCCUAAUCAUUUUUUUUCCUCCUAAAAGAUGUUAUUUUGUGCUUCCGGCUUCAGCAGUCAUUUGAAUCAAUUGAAAUGCCAGUAGAAUGUUAGAUAGCAAUAUGUAUGUGAUGACCUACUGUUCAUUUGCAGCAAGUAAGCCAUUGUUUGAGCAGGAGUAAAUAUAUGAAUGAUGCAUUUUUUAAAGAAUGUGAAAAACAUGUUAAAAAGCAAAAUGUCUUGGUGUUCUAAUGAUUUCAUUAUGGGCAAUUGACUCCCACUUUUAGCAGGACUAUAGGAUAGGGUGAUAAAUGACAUUUCCUCAGUUUCCAAUCAAAAACACUGAUAUUUUUACAGAAUGUUGUUUAACGGGUUCUUUUUAUCAUACCACCUAUGAUUUGUUCUACAUUUCACAUGUAAACUUUCUAAAGUUGUAUCCACAAACCAUACACAUUCUUAUCGAGGCAUACUUCAUUACAAUAUUUUUUAAAGGGUUAUUGGACUUCUGUAGGACUUAUAGGCUUUUAUUCUGUCUGGAGUUGAACAUUCUAGGCCAAAAAAUAUAUUCCAUUCAUUAUGCAAAUAUGCAAUUUUCUUGCAUAUUUGCUUUAUUAUAUGGCAUACAUUAUUUGCAGUUCUAGCCCUCUCAUAAACUGAAAGCUAUUUUACUGCCCUGGAAGUUUUCUUUGAUAGUCUUGGACUCACUGGGCUCCAAGCAGUGCCACAUCUAUAAAUAAGGGCAUUUUGUCCUGCCUCACCACAGCAGCAGUAAAACACCCUAUGUGCCAUAGGUGUUAUGUAUCUUUUGUUCUGCUGUCUCACCUAUUAUAGCUGCUAGUGUUAUAUUUGGCCUUUCAUCUUCGUUUUUUUUUUAAGAAUAGGAUAUAUCAGACUUCUAAGCAUAUUGCAUUUUGCACAUCACAGUUAUUAGUGUGCACAAUGCAGGAUGCUAUAUGUAGGCUACCAGGUUUUAGGUUUUACCAUAUUCAUUUUCUUCAGCCUCUUGUUUUUAAUGUUGAAUCAGGAUACCUGGUUUUGAUAUUGGUGUGACAAUAUUGGUAUUUUAAUUUACACUUUUUCAAUACAGGUUUUUGCAUAAAAGCAUAACCGCUUAGUUUAUAUUAUGAAACAAAAACAGUUAUCUUAAGGAGUAUAAAGUUUGUUAAUUUAACUAUAAAUUGAGAAAUGGAGAAAUUUUCCCUUGCUCACUGGCGCAGCAGCCAUGUCCCUGUUUGGGGGGUUACGGGGCAUACUUUCUGAGUGACAGUCAGUGUGAGCUUUUGGGUAGUAUUACAUAAACUUUACUGUAGCCCGCCAAGAACCAUCAACUUGAUCACAGCCUUAUAUAACAGUUUGAGACAAUGUCACUCUUAUGCUCAGAUACAGUAAUGCCUAAACUGCUGUUCUGCUUCCUUUUAAGUAUAAUGGAAACAUUGGUAACUGGUUAUACUCCGUGAACAGCACUAGUAGUGGCACCAGCAGAAAGCUGCCUCAUCUGACAUUACAAUUAGAGGACAACAAACAACACCUUAUUAUUAAUAGAUUUUGAAAAGGUUUUGUGGGACCCCAAUUUGACUAGUGCUCCCGAGCCCUACUGUAAUUCUCUUAAGUUCAGCUUGGAUGGUUAAAGGAGAACUGAUGCAUAAUGAAUAAGUAGUGUAGAAAUACCCAAGGCAAUCACAGCUGUUUUGCAAUUAAGCUGUAUCUCUGAAGAUUUCUCUUCAGCAGUUCCCCAUUUCUUUUCAGCCUAGUCAAAAAAACAUGCUCUGUUCUUCUGUAGGUUACCUGAGUUUAGGGACUGCCUCACGAUAAUAUAGUAUUGAUUCAGAACCUAAUGCAGUAAGCAUCCAAAUGUAAUAAUCAUCCCUGUAGCUUCGGAUUAUAUGACAGGCAAACCUUAUUUUGUGCUUGAUGAUUUGCAACAACCCUCUCAAUAGCUGCCUUAGCCAAGAGCACUUUGAGCAUGUGCAGUGUCACUCAUAACAAAAUCCAAAGUAGAGAGCUCCUGUGACAACUUUGAAGACCUGAAUCAUUAUUUUUAUAAAGAUGCUGAACCUUUAAGAUGGUGCAAUAAGUUCAGUAUAUAAAAUAUGGCAUUUCUACCCAUAUUUAUUUUUAUGUUUAAGCUCUCCUUUCGGUAUCCUUCAGGUAAUGGCACAUGAGACUUCUAAGAGCCACGGGCGAUGGGAAGAUUUGUCACCCGCGAGAGAUUUGCCCUACUUUGGGCAACAAAUCUCCCAAAAAUGCUUCUCCACAGCAAUAACUGAAAUCACAGGAGAUAAAACCUACAAGUUGCAAAGUCUGCUGAAGUUUCCUCGGAAGGCAAUUUUGUGCGACUUUGGAAAAACAAAGCGUUGUGUAGGUUUUGCCACAGGCAAUUUCAAUUAUUGCCAGUGAAGAAGCAUUUUCAGGAGAUGUUGCCCACAGUAGUGCAAAUUUAUCAUGGGCUACAAAUCUCCCCAUCAGCCAUUAGCCUAACGUGUUGUCUCACCACAGCACACCACAUUAGAACAUUUUUGAGUAAUAUGCCUCGGUUGCUAGACAUUACAAGGCACAUUCAGAUGGAAUCUCCCCCAUUCACUUUAAAUGAGGGGAGAUAUCUAGCAACAAAACUACCUUCCUCUCCAAAUACCCUUGCAAUUGCCUUUCACAAUCAGUGAUGCCAUAUCUUCUAAGAUAUCAUUAUUUAGAAAAAGAAUAGAUAUAUAUUUAGCCUUGAUUCUGGCACCAAAUUAUAAGUGUAGUGGUUUCCUAUGCACACCACAAGGGAAAUGAUUAGCAGUGAGGAGUAGCACCCUUGGAGCUUAGAUCCCUGUAACCACAAUGUGUUUGUAUGUCAGGUUCGAUUACAAUAGAGCGGAUCUAGCUACAAUGUUUUACUUGUUUACCUUAUUACCUAUCUUUAACAUUGUAUUCAAUUUGUUACAUAUCUUAUAAUGUCAAAAGAAAAACAUGUUUUUUUUUUAAUGUAUAUAGAAUGCACUCUUAAAAACUUAUCUGGAGGAUGCAUGUUCCUCAUUGAAAUAUUUAUAUUCAUAAAAGGAAAGGACAGAGAUAAUAUAUAUUUUUAUUACUUUUGUGAGCAAGAUUUUAUAAAGUGCACUCUUUACCCCUACAGUAAACGAAGGCCAUACUUGACUGUUCUAAUGUUCAUACUAGAAGAAUAGGAGUGUCCUGUUAUGUAAAGGAAAAAAAUCUAGCUGUUUUUGAUGUUGCUGUUCCUCUAGUAUAACUAAUUGUCAAAUGCAAUAUUGUGAACCAAAUCUGUGCUAUGUAUUAUUUGCCAUUUAGAUAGUACAGCCUAUUAAGUCUGGUUUCUUUAUAAAUAAAUGUUAUUAAACCAUACACUAAGGAACAUUUUACAUAUGAUGAAAUGUACUUUCUACCACAAUAAAUACACUGUUUUAUAUGA